GUGGCUUCCGGCGGCUGGAGCCUGGGAGUCGGGGCGGCAGGGUCGAGGCGAGGCCGUGGCUGACAGGGGCUCCUCCCCCGACGGCGGCGGCUGGUGCCCAGGCGGACGGGCGGCCCCCAGCUCGGGGCCGCGAGAGGCGCCAGGGCAGCACCGGGGAAUGGACGAGGGGAAGAUGGACGAGAAUGAAUGGGGCUACCACGGUGAAGGCAACAAGAGCCUGGUGGUGGCCCACGCGCAGCGUUGUGUGGUGCUGCGUUUCCUGAAGUUCCCUCCAAGCAGGAAGAAGACGUCAGAAGAGAUCUUUGAGCACCUACAGAACAUAGUGGACUUCAGCAAGAACGUCAUGAGAGAGUUUUUGGGGGAGAGCUACGUCCAUUGUGGGGAAGUGGUGCAGCUGCCGUUAGAUUUCGUGAAGCAGCUCUGUGUGAAGAUCCAGUCCGAGAGACCAGAAUCUCGCUGUGACAAGGACCUGGACACUCUGAGUGGUUAUGCCCUGUGCCUUCCCAACCUAGCCCGACUUCAGACCUACUGUUUUGCAGAGCACCGGCCGAUUCUGUGUGUGGAGAUCAAGCCAAAAUGUGGGUUUAUUCCUUUCUCAAGUGAUGUUAUGCACGAGGUGAAGCACAAAGUGUGCCGUUACUGCAUGCACCAGCGCCUCAAGGUGGAAACUGGGAAGUGGAAGCAGAUAAGCAAAUACUGUCCCCUUGAUCUCUACUCAGGAAAUAAGCAGAGGAUGCACUUUGCCUUGAAGAGCUUGUUGCAUGAGGCCCAGAACAACUUAAAGAUAUUUAAGAAUGGUGAGCUGAUCUAUGGCUGCACAGAUGCCCGCAGCCCUGUGGCUGACUGGACGGAGCUCGCACACCACCUGAAGCCCUUUUUCUUCCCUUCUAACGGCCUGGCUGGCGGGUCCCACUGCACGAGGGCUGUGAUCCGGGACCUGGUGCACGUCAUCACCCGGGUGCUGCUGAGCGGCUCCGACAAGGGCCGGGCAGGGACCCUGUGGCGGGGGCCUGGGCUACGGGGUCCCCGUGUCUGUGAAGCCAGCCCUUUCAGCAGGAGCCGCCAAGGAAAAAACAGCCCGGAGUGCUCGGGGUUACCGAAGGGCUGUCUUCUGUACAAAACCCUCCAGGUGCAGAUGUUGGACUUGCUGGACAUCGAAGGCCUCUACCCCCUGUACCGGCGGGUCGAGCGGUACCUGGAGGAGUUCCCUGAGCAGAGAAAAAUGUUGCAAAUAGAUGGGCCUUAUGAUGACGCGUUUUACCAGAAGCUGCUUGAUCUUUCCACUGAGGAUGACGGGACGGUGGCCUUUGCGCUGACGAAGGUGCAGCAGUACCGGGUGGCCAUGACUGCGAAGGACUGCUCCAUCAUGAUUGCGCUCUCCCCUUGCCUGCAGGAUGCGAGCUCCGAUCAAAGGCCUGUGGUCCUUUCAUCGAGAUCCAGGUUUGCUUUCUCUGUGUCUGUGCUGGACCUUGACCUCAAGCCCUACGAGAGCAUUCCUCACCAAUACAAACUGGAUGGCAAGAUAGCCAACUUCUAUUCAAAGACUGUACACGCCAAAGACACGGCCAUGAUGUCGCCCAGGUUCAAGGAGAGCGAGGACUGCACGUUAGUCCUCCAUAAGGUCUAAGCGCUUCCUUCGGGGUCUCGGAGCCUCGAACACACAAUGCGAGGGUUGGACGAGAGCGCUGUUCUGUUGUGCUGGGAGACCUCUGGCUGUGAACAUGGUUGCUGUUUAGCCCUUGUGCAGGCGGGACUGCGUCUGGGGGACCGGGAAUGGAAGGUCAGCAGACGCACCCUCCGGGAUGAGGAGGUGGGGGCUCGUGCGCCGUGUCCCCACCCCUUCCUCCCCACCUGGGGCUCAUGUUUAAUCUCUGAUGUCAAAGCCUUAAGACCCAAGGUUUGGCGCUCCUACCACCACAUGCUAACGUAGAAAACUUGAAUUGUCCCAUACAUCUUAUAGUUUGGACUUGAAGGAAAACAUGGAUACUACUGGACCUGUCCCAGCCGAGUUACGUGGUCACUGUUUUCUGUGCGAGCCUCUGGUCAGCACAGAUGUUGUGGGCGCUGUGCUGCCCACAGGCAGGUGGCUGGUGUGAACGUUGGUCCUGAGCUGUUGUGGACUCGGGGUCUCUGUGGAGGUGCCACGGCCACGGCUCUGCACAGGGUCAUCGGGGAGUGGGACUCAGGUCACGGGCAGACACCACUCACAUGAGCACUGAGUCUCUUUUUAGCUCAAUGAUUUUCUCUUUUACUUCAGUGGAGAUGAGGUGUUCCUGCCCCAGUGUGGUCGCUGCUGCCCAGAGCGGGGGUCAAGGCGACUCCACGCCAGGCGCUCUGGGUGUGCAGGGAGCCCCGCCGGAGCCAGUGUGAUGCAUCCCUGCUCCCUCAAGAUGAGUGACUUCUGGCUGGCACCAAGAGGGUUCUCGUUGGGGUCACCGUGGGUGUGCCCGGCUGCUAUGAAAACUGUGGGGAAUCUUGGCUUCGGUUUUUUAUUCCAUGGUAGGUUGUACAGAUUAUUUAUAUCAUCGUUUUGAGGGACUAAUGAAGGUUUAUUGUAACAUAAGAUUAUAAUAGUGAAACCACGGGAUUGUAUGAAAAUGCUACAUGAAAAAUAAUAUUUUGCUGAUUGUAAAUUUUUGUGGGGAAUUUUGUGAUAACUUGAGAAUUAUACUUGUUUGAAUCAAA
This is a messenger RNA of Canis lupus familiaris (dog), 2685 nucleotides long. RefSeq names its product inositol-pentakisphosphate 2-kinase (gene IPPK). Gene Ontology annotation, molecular function: ATP binding; inositol-1,3,4,5,6-pentakisphosphate 2-kinase activity. Bases 158 to 1627 code for a protein of 489 amino acids. Gene Ontology annotation, cellular component: nucleus. The transcript is spliced from 13 exons. Lineage: Eukaryota; Metazoa; Chordata; Mammalia; Carnivora; Canidae. The record is from RefSeq and is a predicted model, not a curated record. Gene Ontology annotation, biological process: inositol phosphate biosynthetic process.